AUGACCCUAGUCUCAGAUGAUCCCAGUUGGUGGCCGAUAAUCAACUCGUAUGAUAUUUCCAGCUAUUUUGCAGUUGCUGCCUCUGCUGGGGUAAUAUACGACUGGGCACUGACAUUCGGACAAGAGGUCGAACUGAUCUGGGGGCAACGCUGGUCCCGGAUGACUGCUUUCUAUCUCGGUGCGCUAUCUUGGAAUAAUAAAUGUUGUCGGCAUACAGCCGGUGUUCCAACAAUCCCGGUGACAGAUGCAGGCUGCUAUAUUAGUUAUGUCGUCCUAGACUGGAUCAGCGUCGUCGUAAAUAUAAUCCUGGGCGUCAUCAUGAUCAUUCGGUUGCAUGCCAUGUCCCAGAAAUCCAGCAAGAUGUUGAUACUUCUCGUUGUCCUCUUCUUGGCUGCCAACACCUUCGACGGAGUGGUCGCCGCAUUAUUCGUGAGGAAAACUUCAGGAGAGGUGUUAAUUCUCUCCGGCACCUACCAAUGCACUGUCAACUACGAGGUAGAUGCCCUAUUUCUGGAUUCCCUGGCUUGGAUACUCGCCAUUGUAUGGGAGGUCCUCGCACUGUGUCUCGCAGUCUGGAUCGUUGUAAAACACUUCCGUGAAUUGCGACGACACUCAGUAGGAGAGAUUGCUGGAGACUGUUUUAUGAUGUUAAUAAAAACUCACAUGGUUUACUUUGGAAGUUCCGCACGCGGUAGCUUUGUUAUUGUUUCGUGCUCCAACCUCGUUUAUAUAUUUUCACCGAUCUCAGAGGACACAUCUUCCCUGGAAACUCAGGUUUAUAGCGGUGUCUUCCAAAUUUUCAUGUUCGUGCAGAUGUUCGUGCUGGGACCACGCCUCAUCCUUAGCGUUCGAGAAUAUUACGCGAAGCUUGUGGCUGGUUCAUACUCCGGUGCAGGAACUCCCGUCGUAUCAAUUGCUUUCCAGGAGCGUGUGCAUGUGUCAACUAGCAGCAGUGUGUAG
Molecule: messenger RNA, 960 nt
Organism: Suillus paluster
Lineage: Eukaryota; Fungi; Basidiomycota; Agaricomycetes; Boletales; Suillaceae
Exons: 14
Coding region: 1-960 (319 amino acids)
Source: RefSeq, a predicted model, not a curated record